AUGUCUAUUAUGGACCACAGCCCCACGAUCGGGGUGGUCACGGUCAUUGUCAUCCUCAUCGCCAUAGCUGCACUGGGAGCCUUGAUCCUGGGCUGCUGGUGCUACCUGCGGCUGCAGUGCAUCAGUCAACCAGAGGAUGAAGAGAGCCUCGUUGGUGAUGACGAGACAAAGGAGCCCUUUCUACUGGUGCAGUACUCUGCCAAGGGGCCAUGUGUGGAAAGAAAGGCCAAGUUGAUGACUGCCAACAGCCCAGAAGUGCAUGGCUGAGCUGGGCUGCGAAGGGCAUGGUUCUGUUUGCAGCCGGCCCAGAAGCACUGAGAGGGCAGAAGCAGACAUGUUGCUAU
This is a messenger RNA of Grammomys surdaster, 344 nucleotides long. RefSeq names its product stannin-like. Bases 1 to 267 code for a protein of 88 amino acids. The transcript has a single exon. NCBI's taxonomy places the organism in Eukaryota, Metazoa, Chordata, Mammalia, Rodentia, Muridae. Gene Ontology annotation, cellular component: mitochondrial outer membrane. The record is from RefSeq and is a predicted model, not a curated record.